AUGAAGCAGGGGAACAGUCUAACGCUUGUUCCAAAGCAAAUCGGGCCUCCACGCCUUGAUCCAUAUGGACGACUCCUCGCCCGUUUCUACGAGUCAUUAUUUUUCUUGACGUCUCUCGGGCGAACACAAGGAGAACACACCCCCGAACCACCUGUUCUGGACAUCCACCAGGAAUGCAGACGGAGAUUCUUGAAGAACCUUUCCUAUAUCUGCGACUUCAGGAAAGGAGGCCAGGCAUGCACUGCGAUAGCAGUUGAAGAUCGUGUGGACUGCUACCGGUUCUGGGUUGCUUCAAACAUGAACGUGAACAAAGCAGUGGCUUUUAUUCGAGAAAUUCUUGCAAUGUUGCACGACAGACAUUUAGAUGCUUCGAAUAAUGAGUCAAUGAUUGAGGCCAGUCUUAUUCAGCGUUGCGUGGAAUUCGCUGCCAAGCGCAUCGAUAGUGAGGGGAGGUUUCUCCGCAUUAUGGCAAAUCGAUGCAUUCUCAUGCUUGAGGACGAAGAGUCGGAAGCAGCCCAAGCUUUAUCCGAAUGGUUACAUCAGGCCCUCAGCUGCUCCCGCAACAUUACCCUCUGCCGCUUUCUCUACGACCAACGUCACUCGGCCGCCAUGAAAGAGCUUUCUGCGCGGGCUAUAUCCGACAAAGGAAGACCGGGCCGCGCCGAAGAAGACUCGUGCUUUAGCUCUGCCAGGCAUCAUAUUGGUAGACUUAUCCAUCAUAUACGUGCGCCGAUAGAGCUCGCUCAAGACAGUCGUCAUCUGAUGUAUCUCACCGACGCCUAUACCGUCUGUCCUGUCAGCCCAUGUUCCGCUGUGUCAUGCCCGGUGUCUGACAUGCAUACCAACCUGCAGGGGAUCCUGAACUGGAUGUUCAUGGCCGACGACGAAGACAGGGUAGCCGUUGGGGAUGGUCUUGUUUACAUCAAUAAGACGCGGCCAAUCUUCGACACAUUCUUGGCCGAAUACAACGGUCGGGAUCGGCAGGUUCACGCUGAGAUUCAAGUUCUCGAGCAUUUCUACCAGCAGCGACUCUCCUUCCUGGAUGGCGAUCGCUAUAUAGCCUGCAGCAAACCGGCGUGUCUCUGCUGCCAAUUGUAUUUCAAGCACCAUCCGGCUCGUAUGGUCGUACCUGCCUCCCACCAGAAUGUUUAUACUUCCUGGAGCCCCCCACUACUGCCUCGGUUUGCCAAAGGUGACAAGGACACGCAGCUGCAGAAACAGGUUCUGAGCUACAUGGCACAAGACAUGCGAGAGCAGAUUAUUCAGCAGGUUUUGCAGCGCUCUCGCUCGAUGAUAAGGCAUCCUGAUUCGAGAACCUCAUUGACCGAUCUACCAGCUGAGGCGGCUUUUGGCUUUCUGGAGUAGCAACGGAAUACGGGAGCACAUAUCAGCGUAUUAAAAUGAGGGACCGGUGGAGUAAUUGGGUUUAUUUGGUUGAAAAAAGGUUCGAUCACCUAGUGUUUAGUCUUUUCAUAGUCAAUAGAUCUUGAAACUUUUCUA
Aspergillus nidulans FGSC A4 is the source of this 1500-nucleotide messenger RNA. RefSeq names its product nucleic acid/nucleotide deaminase domain-containing protein. The coding region runs from base 1 to 1365 and encodes 454 amino acids. Lineage: Eukaryota; Fungi; Ascomycota; Eurotiomycetes; Eurotiales; Aspergillaceae. The transcript is spliced from 2 exons. The record is from RefSeq and is a predicted model, not a curated record.